Molecule: messenger RNA, 552 nt
Organism: Danaus plexippus (monarch butterfly)
Lineage: Eukaryota; Metazoa; Arthropoda; Insecta; Lepidoptera; Nymphalidae
Product: endocuticle structural glycoprotein SgAbd-5-like
Exons: 3
Coding region: 79-405 (108 amino acids)
Cellular component (GO): chitin-based extracellular matrix
Molecular function (GO): structural constituent of chitin-based larval cuticle
Source: RefSeq, a predicted model, not a curated record
AAGUAUAAAUAGGUACAUCAACUCCAUUGAUGUGUUCUAUUUUUUAUUGGAAUCAACAUCGGAAGGAUCACCAGCAAUAUGAAAUUUUUUGUUGCUCUCUGUUUGCUUGCCGUCGUUUCAGCUGCACCUCCUUACGAUGACGUACAAGUAGUUAAAUACGACAAUGACAACAUCGGAAUAGGAAACUACAGAUUUUUAUUGGAACAAUCUGAUGGUACGAAGCAAGAACAAUAUGGUGAGCUGAAAAACGAAGGUCAAAUUGGCCAAGCUGUGGAAGUCAGGGGCUCUUAUUCAUGGAUAGCUCCCGACGGAUACAAGUACACUGUUAACUAUGUUGCUGAUGCAAAUGGAUACAAAUCGACUAUUGACAAAGAAGAACGCCCUUAUAAAUACAGUAGUCAAUGAGUACGCUGUAGCUAAAUUAAAUAUGCUGUUACUUCACUGCCACAAAAACUUUAUAAAAAGAAGACAAUGAAUUAGUUUAGUUUCGUGGAUAGAACACAAAACUUAUUAUUUAUUUCCUUGCCUUAAUAAACUUGAAGUUAUUAUAAA